UGCAUGUGGAUUUUAAUUCUCAAGUUCUCGUGGUGGUUGAUUAAUCUGCUAGCUGGUUUUGGUCUGGACAACCAUGACUACUGAAGGUGUUACCAUGGACGCGAAAACGAAAAGUGCGGAGGGUGUGAGCAACGAAGAGAAGAAGCAGAAGAGAAAGCGUCUGAAGAAAGUUCUGAGCGACAUCCAGAAGCAGCUCGAGUUCUACUUCGGCGAUUCAAAUCUCCGCAAAGAUCGAUUCAUAAAACAGGAGAUGGAAAAAGCUGAUGACGGAUGUAUUGACGUUUCUGUCAUCGCCAACUUCAACCGUAUGCAAUUGCUGACAAAAGAUCCAUCACUCAUCGUCAGAGCAAUGGAAAACUGCGAUCUUUUAGAGGUCAGUGAGGAUAAGAAACGGGUGAAGAGAAAGAAUCCACCGAAGAAACCAAAAUACGAUGAGAAUGAUUUAACUGUAUACGUGGAAAACUUGCCUCAUAAUGUGGACUUGGAGAUGUUGAGGAAGAUGUUCAGCCCGUGUGGAAACAUUGCUUAUAUUAGUAUACCUAAGUACAGGUACACAAGAGACACUAAGGGAUUUGCUUUUGUAGAGUUCACGACCCCUGAUGAAGCUGCAAAUGCCUGCAAGCUUCUAGACAAUCCUACAACUGAGAAACCUUUGGACGGCAGAUUCCCGCUGACAAGGAAAGGACGGUUGAUCCUCACAGAGCCGACACUGUUAAAGAGAAAGAGGGAGACGAGCGAGGCGACACAAGACGUCGAGGAAGGAGCACAGCUUGAGAAGAAGUCAAAGAGGAAGUCGACGGCAUCUCGUGAAGUAGAAACAAAGACGCCCAACAAGAAAGACGCGCAGACACCGAAAGAGCAAAAGAGCGCCAAAAAGCGGAAACAGUCCGGGGAAGACGACAGAUUGGACUUUGAGGCAAAAAGUGCACAAAAGGACAAAGCAAACAAGAGGAGACGAGAUGAAUCCAUCAGCAGCGUCGACAGCGUGAAGGAGAAGAGUCGCAAGGAGGCGGGGAUUGCCGGCGGGGAAGCAAAGAGGACGAGGACCGACUCGGAGGCAUUGGGAGGUGAGGACGGUGAUAAGAAGAAGAAGAGAAGCCGUGGCCGGAAGCAUAAGAGAGAUGAGUUGGAAGCACCCGUGCUGCAGAUUAGGGUCAUUCCAAAGAAGAAUUGGUUAGAACUGAAGAAAGAGUACCUCGCGAUGCAGAAGACGAGCAGAAAGGAUAUGAAGAAGGUCUUGCAAGAGAAGGGUCAGAAUGGCCACAAGCAGAAAAAGGCGGCAGCUGUCAGCCAAACGAAAUCUACAGAACCAGAGUUUGUUCCCGGUGUAGUCCUGAAAAUUGACAGCAACAAACCGUUUGCAUCCCGCAAGAAUGUCCGAGAGCAGAUACAGGAGAUGUCUCCAGUGGCUUAUGUUGACCUCAAGGACGGGGACAAGGGUGGCUUUGUGCGGUUGGAAUCAGCCGAGGGCGCUAAGGCUGUUCUUGAGCAAGCGAGCAAGCUCAAGAACGAGGACGUCCAAUUUAAAGUGACCCUUUUGUCAGGCGAGGACGAGGACAGCUACUGGAAGAAACUGAAAUUAGACCGGGUGUCCAAGCUCAACCAGGCAAGAAGGAAGAAGAAGAAGCGUGGAGUUGACAGGAUACUGGAUAAGACAGAGAAGGCUUCUGGCUUGACUAAGUCAAAGAAGAGUAAGGGUCACAAACAAUUUGAAUAGAUUGAUUUGUUGACCGCUGCAGAAAUGUUGUAGUAACGUCAGUUCAAUAUGUUUCAAUAUUUUCCUGACUUCGAGACGAUGUACGGCCUGACUGUAGCUGUGAUAUUUGUUUUUGUCUAGACGGCACUUGAUUGUUUGAGAUUAACAUUUUUAUGCUUUUAAUUUUUACCAAUUCAUAUUUUAUUUUGUCUGCAGUCCUGAACUUUUUUUCCCUUCUUCGGAAAGGGGCAUUGUGUGUGAAAAUCCGAGCUCCUUGUGCCCCUUCACCACAGCAUGUUGAUACCCUGACAAAUUGUCCGUGCCCAGCCAUGGUUUUAAUUUUCUUAUUUUUUUUUAGCUUCUUGAGUUAGUGCAUUUUUUUUUUUUAAAUAAUGUUGCCACAAUGAAAGCUUGACUUGACAAAUGAAAAACAUUAAAGAGUCUCACAAAUAAGGGAUAAAUAAAUACGUCUGACGUGAAUUGGUUAACGCAUUGACCAAUCAACAGUGUACAUACGCCCCAAUUUCUUGACAUUAAAUUCAUACAAAAUUCUUCAAUAUUGGAUUAUACUAUUGUGUUGUUUGUGUGUAAAGAACAAUACUAGAGUGUCCCAUACCCUUCCCACGUGUUCCUUUCACAUGUAAAGGCAGUUGCUAUGAUUGGGAUCAAAUCAUUGAAGACCAUGACUUAUGAAAUUCCAACUGUCCCUAUGUGAGUAUUCCCUUUUUUUUUAUUGUACACUACAUGUACAUGUAGUCGGCUCUCUUUAUACGGAAGAUUUUUUUUUGUUCAUACAUAAAGAGUACAUUCUGAAGUCCUGAACAUUAAAUCUGGGGUCAAUUUAACCGAGUUAAGACUAGUCCUAACAUAGGACUAGUCAUAGGAGGUACUAAAAACUUAAGGCUAGUCCCAAGUUAGGAUGAGUAACUCGUCCUAACUUGAGAUAAGACUAGUCUUAACUCUUUAUGAAAUCCACCCCUGCUUUGCGCACAGACAAAUCAAAGUCCAUAUUUGUGCCAUUUUCCAUUGUUCUGAAUUAUUGUUCUUUCCCACAGUAUCAACCCUAUUUUAUUCUUGUUGAUUUUUUUUACUGUUUUAAAUUCAUAUGGAUUGUUAUACCUAUUUUCAUUAAUUUUGUCUUCAUGCAAGUAUUGUAUAAUAAAUAAAGUCAAUUAGUCACACCAGAUCAUACAUUUUUCGUUUGUUUAUUUCUUGAUGUUGUUCUGUACAUUUGCCCUAUAUAGUACAGGUUUAGUGUAGUGUUGAACUGUACAUUAUCUCGGUAGGAUCUAAUAAGUCGUUACUAAACAUAUACUUAAUUGUUGUGUUGGAGAGCAACAAGUUCCCUGUACGUGUACAGUGUAUUAUGAUUUCUGUAGGCAACUACUCGACCCUGAAACCACAACCAUGAAAUUGAAUUUUCUCCAGAUGAAUUGUAUACCUAAAUAUUUAACUACAAUACACAUUUAACUUAACAAUAGUUAGGACGUUUGAAAAACUCCACGAUUUCAAAUUCAAUUUUUAAUAUCAUGGUAAAUAAUAUGAAUAUCUAUAAGCCUACUCUUACUGAAUUAAUUUGGAGUCACAAUAAUAGUUUGCAAAUUCAAACUGAACUCGUUCUUGAAAAACAAUAUGGCUUUAACAGAGAC
Molecule: messenger RNA, 3345 nt
Organism: Asterias rubens (European starfish)
Lineage: Eukaryota; Metazoa; Echinodermata; Asteroidea; Forcipulatida; Asteriidae
Product: la-related protein 7-like
Exons: 11
Coding region: 74-1717 (547 amino acids)
Biological process (GO): RNA processing
Cellular component (GO): nucleus
Molecular function (GO): mRNA binding
Source: RefSeq, a predicted model, not a curated record